Molecule: messenger RNA, 600 nt
Organism: Lytechinus pictus (painted urchin)
Lineage: Eukaryota; Metazoa; Echinodermata; Echinoidea; Temnopleuroida; Toxopneustidae
Exons: 2
Coding region: 1-600 (199 amino acids)
Source: RefSeq, a predicted model, not a curated record
AUGAACCUCUUCGUCUUCUUCUUCGUAUACUUUAACCUCUGCUUCUACUUCUUCUUCUACGUCUACUUCUUCUUCUACGUCUACUUCUAUUUCUACAUCUACUUCUAUGUCUUCUUCUACUUCGACUUACUCGUCUAUUUCUGCUUCUACUUCUACUCUACUUCUGUUUCUGUUUCUACGUCUGCUCUUACUUUUACUUCUACGUCUAAUUCUCCUUCUACGUCUACAUGUACUUCUAAGUCUAAUUCUACGUCUACGUCUACUUCUACGAUUACAUUUACUUCUACUUCUUCUACGUCUACAUCUACUUCUACGUCUACUUCUACCUUUAAGUCUACUUCUACUUUUACUUCCAAUUUUACUUUUACUUCUACGUCUACUUCUACUUCUGCAUCUACUUCUACGUCUACGUUUACUUCUACUUCUACGUCUACUUUUACUUCUACUUAUUAUUCUACUUCUACGUCUACCUCUACUUCUACUUGUCUACUUCUACUUUUAUUUCUACGUCUACAUCUACUUCUACGUCUACCUCUACUUCUACUUGUCGUCUACUUCUACUUCUACGUCUACGUUUACUUCUGCGUCUACGUCUACUAA